GGUCGUCUGAGGUUCAGGUUGUUGGACCGGCUGACCGAGUCAUUGCCUUAGCUGGUGAUGACGUCAUUCUACCAUGUUUCCUGAAACCCAGUGUCAAUGCUGAGGAAAUGGCAGUGGAGUGGACAAGAUUGCACCUGAAAACAAGGAACGUCCAUUUGUACCGUCAAGGUCGAGACUUCGAUGACGAUCAGUCUCCAUCCUACAAGGGAAGGACAUCAAUGUUUAAUGGAGAACAGAAGAAUGGCAACGUCUCCUUAAAGCUGACCAACGUUACUCUCUCUGAUACUGGGAACUACACCUGCUUCCUUCCAACACUGACCAUCCAGGUGAAGGAAACCACCGUUCAACUCCUUGUUGGUGUUAUACCUCAGCCAGUGAUAUCUAUUGUUGGAACCAAAGGCUGGGGGGUGGUCCUGAAGUGUGACUCUGGAGGCUGGUUUCCUGAACCUGUGAUGGAGUGGCUGGACAGUUCUGGAACCAUCCUCCCUGCUGAUGGACCUCCAGAGAGACACAGGGACUCAGAGGGCCUCUACGCUGUGAGACAACAUGUCACCGUGGACCAGACUGACACCAACAGGUUCACCUGUAGAGUUAAUCAGCAGGAGAUCAACCACCUGAAGGAGACAGAGAUUCAUGUCCCAGAUGACAUGUUUCCUAUAUUAACCUACUGGUGGAAGGUUGGUCUGUCAAUAGCAACAGCAGCUGUUGUAGUUCUUGCAGCUUCAGCUGGUGUCCACAAGUGGAGA
This is a messenger RNA of Salvelinus namaycush (lake trout), 746 nucleotides long. RefSeq names its product butyrophilin subfamily 1 member A1-like. Lineage: Eukaryota; Metazoa; Chordata; Actinopteri; Salmoniformes; Salmonidae. The record is from RefSeq and is a predicted model, not a curated record. The annotation marks the transcript as partial. The transcript is spliced from 3 exons.